UCUUAAUAUGCCUGGUUGGUUCUAAACCUUUAUGUAGCUUAAAAGUAUGAUGUUAAAUAACAUACCAGAAACAAAAACAAUCUUAUUGUGCUGAAAAACUAUAAUAUUAUCUAUGUAUCAAAAAACAGACCAGUAGUAGUGGCCAACACACCUAUUGAAAUCCUUUGCUUCUACUCAAUGAAGUCAUGAUGAAUGGUUUGGGUUUCGGAUCCAAUCAAUCACGUGUCUGCCAAUGAGGUCCUACAAUGGAUAAGAAGGCCAAUCAUUCCACUUUUACUUUUUAAAACAAAUUGCAUCAUUUUGUUUACAUUGGAAGGAAAGAGAGAGAGCAGAGGAUGAGUGGAGUAGGGAAAGUGGUGUGUGUUACAGGAGCUUCAGGUUACAUAGCUUCAUGGCUAGUGAAGGUCUUACUACAAAGUGGAUAUAUUGUCAAAGCCACUGUCAGUAAUCUAAGUGAUUCAAAGAAAACAUACCACUUACUUGCACUAGAUGGAGCUAAAGAAAGACUUCAUUUAUUUGAAGCAAAUUUAAUGGACCAAUGCUCUUUUGAUUCUGCUGUCAAUGGAUGUGAUGGUGUUUUUCACACAGCCUCUCCUUCAUUUCUCUCAGCUCCACACCCUCAUGCAGAAAUAAUAGAGCCGGCAGUGAAGGGAACACUGAAUGUUCUGAGGUCAUGUGCUAAAGUUCCAUCUGUAAAGAGAGUGGUUAUAACUUCUUCCAUGGCUUCAGUUGUAUUCAAUGGAACACAAUGCACCCCUGAUGUGGUUGUUGACGAGACAUGGUUUUCUGAUCCUGCUGUUUGCGAGAGUAUGAAGGGAAUCAAAUGUUUCCAAAUGAAGUUUUUGGAUAUGUUGAUAUCAGAGAUGUUGCAAAUGCACACAUUCAAGCAAUGGAAGUUGCUUCAGCAAGUGGAAGAUACUGUCUAGUUGGAUGUGUUGCACACAUGUCUGAUCUUUUAAAGAUUUUAAAAAGACCUCCACCCUUCUCUGAAUAUUCCUGAAAAGUGUGAAGAUGAGCAGCCGCAAAUGCCAAAGUAUCAAGUAUCAGAUUUGAAAGCAAAGAGUCUGGGAAUCAAUUUCAUCCCAUUGGAAGUGAGCUUGAGAGACACUGUAGAAAGCUUGAAGGAAAAAGGCUUUAUAAAU
Molecule: messenger RNA, 1142 nt
Organism: Humulus lupulus (European hop)
Lineage: Eukaryota; Viridiplantae; Streptophyta; Magnoliopsida; Rosales; Cannabaceae
Product: phenylacetaldehyde reductase-like
Exons: 6
Coding region: 336-926 (196 amino acids)
Molecular function (GO): oxidoreductase activity, acting on the CH-OH group of donors, NAD or NADP as acceptor
Source: RefSeq, a predicted model, not a curated record